Messenger RNA from Penicillium samsonianum, 2616 nucleotides. Its product is annotated as non-specific serine/threonine protein kinase. Bases 1 to 2616 code for a protein of 871 amino acids. Lineage: Eukaryota; Fungi; Ascomycota; Eurotiomycetes; Eurotiales; Aspergillaceae. Gene Ontology annotation, molecular function: ATP binding; protein kinase activity. The record is from RefSeq and is a predicted model, not a curated record. Gene Ontology annotation, biological process: protein phosphorylation. The transcript is spliced from 5 exons.
AUGCCGCCCCGAACAAGAGCGGGGGUUCAAAGCCAGAAACAGAAGGAGAAGCUUGCCAACUCCUACAAUGAACUCCUUGAGGAGUUCUCCUCCAAGGAUCUUCGGACUGUAGGGAAUUAUACAUUGGGGAGGUUGAUUGGGAAAGGUUCCUUUGGCAAGGUCUAUCUCGCCUCGCACAAACUCACCAAUGGCUCCAAGGUGGUACUCAAAUCGUCCAGCAAGGAGGACACCAAUCUCGUGCGCGAGAUCCAUCACCAUCGCCAAUUCCUCCAUCCUCAUAUCGCGCGGCUAUACGAAGUUGUGGUAACUGAGAGCCUCGUUUGGCUUGUGCUGGAGUAUUGUCCUGGCGAUGAGCUCUACAACUACCUCCUUCGACACGGCCCACUACCGGUAGAGAAAGUGAAGCGGAUAUUUACACAAUUGGUGGGAGCGGUCGCCUACGUCCACAGUAAAUCAUGUGUGCAUCGCGACUUGAAACUGGAAAACAUAUUGCUGGAUAAACAAGAAAACGUCAAGCUAUGCGAUUUUGGAUUUACACGUGAAUAUGAAGGAAAGGCUAGCUAUCUUCAGACAUUCUGUGGGACGAUAUGCUAUAGUGCACCUGAGAUGCUCAAAGGAGAGAAAUACGCGGGCGAAAAAGUGGAUGUAUGGAGCUUGGGAAUCAUUCUAUAUGCGCUUCUGGCAGGCGAGCUGCCAUAUGACGAUGAUGACGACCAAAUCACCAAAAAGCGGAUAUUGUCAGACGAGCCGACCUUCAACGAAAAGUUCACGGACGAUGCCAAGGCUUUGGUCAAUCUCCUGUUGUCUAAACGGCCUUUGAUUCGACCCAGUCUGGACGAGAUACUGGCUCAUCCGUUCCUUGCGGAACAUGCCCCUGAGCAGCUUGCAAUCUUGAAAAUCCCAAGACCAUCGCCAUUUACUACGCCACUGGAGAAGACUACCUUGCAGCGGAUGAAAAGCGCUGGGGUCAAUAUUGACGAGGUCAUUGAAAAUGUCCUUGCUCAGCGGUGCGACCCGCUGGCUGGCUGGUGGGCCCUGCUGAUUGAAAAAGAGCAACGAAAGGAAACAAAGAGAGAGCGCAAGCGUCGCGAGCGGGAGGUCGAAGCAAAAAACCUUCGUCGUCUGAGCGCUGCGAGCAGUCGUCUAGAGAAGCGAUCAUCGGCUUUAAUGGAGGUGGAGGAAGAAGGCUCAGGGUUGCGAGAUCGUGGGAGACGGGAUAGAAGAAGCUUACCAUCUCAGUUGGCAGUGCCAGAUCUUCCUGCGCUUCCUGAACCGCUUCCUGUAUUCCCAAUUGAGGUCACCACGCCACCAUUGCCGCUCGACAAAGAUUCUAUACGGUCCCACAACUCGACACGACGCCCAGUUCCCCCGCCAAAAGACAGGCGGCGAUCACGGCCCAGCAUGCUGCAUGUCAGCGCAUCACAGCCAGAGUUGACACAGCAUCACGGCAUCUUCCGGCGUCGCACUAGUCGUCGUCACCAGUAUCCGAUACUCAGCCAACUAGCAUCUCUCAAGCAUUGGUUUGUAGAGUCGGCGAAGAGAGCGCGGUCUCCCCAUGCCAAAUCGACGAGCUCGCGCAAGUUUCUUUCCGAUAAGUUGAGCCCAGCGAAGAGCCAAGAUACCGGAAAGAAGCCCGCCGCCUUGUCGUCCCCAGCAAGCGAGGUCACAGGGGAGGAUGUUGUGACACCCACCCAGGUCAAACGAAUCUCCAAUGCUAGCAGCCUCGCUCCUAGCAGUGCCUCAUACCGCCAAAACCGCCACUCUUACCCUCGCCAGCCGCGGCCAUUGAACACCAGUCAUAGUAAUCAUCGAAACUCUCUCUCGCCCUCACCUAUCACACCACGCGGAUCCUAUCGGCGUUCAUCGGCCGGACUACGAGGACGCAAAUCUACAUCCUCCUCGGUGUCAUCGAUUCGCAGCAUCCAUCACGCUCGUGCUCACUCCCGGGCCUCUUCGAUUUCCUCCAACAGUAUAGAUACUAUCUCGACGCCCACUGCCAGAGCCUCCAAAUCGCCUCACUCAUCUGUCAAAGUCCUGCCUACCACCCCAGGUGCCUCAUCCCGCUUUCCGAGCAAUAUUCGGUUGGUAAGAGGGCCAGGCGGAGCACCUCGAGAGAUUGGCGACCACCCAGGUCAGAUGUCGUCGUCGUUUAAUGAGGCGGUACCAACGCCAUUACUCUACUCGCCCUCUUCAAGCCUGGUGUUUGCAAGGCGAAAGAGAUCUCUCUUCAAGGGUCCUAUGAUCCAUACCACUAACUUGAUGGUGUCUGGCGGGAUAGGCAACUCUCCCGUUCCCGGUCAGCCAGUGAAUACCAGCGGUCCCGACGUCACCGCAGGGCGGCCUGCUGCACGCAAGAGCCGAAUUAUUGAGGAAGAGGAAGAUGUCGAAGGGAUUGAGGAAGAAACUGAAGAAGUCGAUGAGUUCGACGAACCUGUCACACCAGGUGAUAUCGUUACCCCCGACGAGCACCCAGCAGAUGAGACCGGAUCUCCCUCAAGCGGCAGAACGCCCUUUGCUCCUAUUCCAAACCAUGAAACCAGUCCCCUUCGGCCUCCUCGCUCCUCCUCUUUCCGCUCGCCGUCCGAUGCCGCAGACAAAAUCGGCAUCGCUGAAUAA